Molecule: messenger RNA, 4638 nt
Organism: Corylus avellana
Lineage: Eukaryota; Viridiplantae; Streptophyta; Magnoliopsida; Fagales; Betulaceae
Gene: SEX1
Product: Pyruvate phosphate dikinase, PEP/pyruvate binding domain-containing protein
Biological process (GO): phosphorylation
Molecular function (GO): kinase activity; ATP binding
Source: RefSeq, a predicted model, not a curated record
CCUCGCUUCUAAGAGCUUCCAAUAUUGAACCAGUGAGAAAGCUCGGCAAUGGCAGACUGAGUUCGGAGCUUGGAGCUCUCGAAGCUACGCAACCUUCUCACCUCUCUGCUUCUUUUCCAAGAAUCUGAGAGUUUAUUCUCUCUAGUUCGUAACUCGGAUCAAAGAACUAAGGAGUGUAUCAACAAAUAUGAGUAAUACCUUAGGUCAUAAUAUACUCCACCGGAGUUUGCUUCGUCCUCCAGUUGUAGAACCUCAAAGCAAACUCAAUUCUUCUGGCAUUCUUGCAAACACUUUGUUUCAAGCUGCGGGCUGGAACCAAUCAGCAGCGCAGACACGGAAGUCUCCAUUACUCACCAAAUUUUGUGGGAACAAUCUGAACGUGCGUAAACAGAAGUUAGGCAUGGGAUCACGUCGACCUGUCAAAUUUAUUCCACGUGCUGUAUUAACCACGGAUCCAGCUUCUGAGCAGCUUGCAGGAAAAUUCAAUCUUGAUGGCAAUGUAGAAUUGCAGGUUCGUUUUAGCGCUCCUGCUCCAGGGGCUAUCGCACAAGUGGAUAUUCAGGUCACAUAUACUAGUGACUCUUUGCUUCUUCACUGGGGUCUUAUAUGUGAUAAAAAGGAAAAGUGGGUACUUCCUUCUCGUCAUCCAGAGGGAACAAAAUUAUAUAAGAACAGAGCCCUUAGAACUCCAUUUUUCAACUCUGGCUCCAAUUCUUACCUUAAGAUAGAGAUUGAUGAUCCUAAAACACAAGCUAUAGAGUUUCUUAUACUCGAUGAGGCCCAGAAUAAAUGGUUUAAAAAUAAUGGUGAGAACUUUCAUGUCAACUUACAUAUGAAAGAGAAAUUGAUUCCAGAUGUUUCAGUUCCUGAAGAUCUUGUACAGAUUCAAGCAUACCUGAGAUGGGAAAGAAAGGGUAAACAGAUGUAUACUCCAGAGCGAGAGAAGGAGGAAUUUGAAGCAGCUCGAGCUGAGUUACUGGAGGAAAUAGCCAGGGGUGCCUCCAUACAAGACCUCCGAGCAAAGUUGAUGAAGAAGAACGAUAGUAGUGAUGAGAGGAAGCCAUCCACUUCUGGAACAAAGAGAAUUCCUGAUGAUCUUGUACAAAUGCAAGCUUAUAUACGAUGGGAGAAAGCAGGGAAACCUAACUAUUCCCCAGAUCAACAACUUAGAGAAUUUGAGGAAGCAAGAAAAGAGUUGCAAAUUGAGCUAGAUAAAGGUGCCUCUCUUGAUGAGAUACAAAAGAAAAUUACCAAAGGAGAGAUACAAACUAAGGUUGCAAAGCAAUUGAGUAACAAGAAGUACUUUAGUGUUGAAAGGAUUCAGCGCAAGCAGAGGGAUUUAAUGCAGCUUAUCACUAAAUAUGCGGCUAAACCUGUGGAGCAACAAGAUUCAGUCAAACCAAAAGCCUUGACAGUAGUAGAAAUGUUUGCUAAGGCGAAGGAAGAACAGGAGGGUGGUCAUGUUCUGAAGAAGCAAAUCUACAAGCUUGCUGAUAAGGAACUUCUGGUACUUGUGACCAAGUCUCUAGGAAAAACAAAGGUUCAUCUGGCUACGGAUUUCAAGGAGCCGGUUAUGCUUCACUGGGCUUUAUCUAAACAAAGAGCUGGAGAGUGGUUGGAACCACCUCCAACGGUAUUGCCCUCAGGUUCAGUUUCUGUAAACAAGGCCGUUGAAACACAACUUACAUAUAAUUCUUCUGCAAAUCCUCCUUAUGAGGUCCAAUCCCUAGAAAUAGAGAUUGAAGACAACAGUUUCACGGGGAUGCCGUUUGUCCUUGUCUCUGGUGGAAACUGGAUAAAGAACAAAGGCUCAGACUUUUAUAUUGAAUUUAGUGUUGCACCCAAGCAAGCCCAAAAGGAUGCUGGUGAUGGCAAUGGCACUGCCAAGGCUUUGUUGAAUAAAAUAGCAGAGAUGGAAAGUGAGGCCCAGAAGUCCUUUAUGCACCGAUUUAAUAUUGCAGCAGACUUGAUAGAUCAAGCCAAAAAUGCUGGGGAAUUAGGUCUUGCAGGGAUGUUGGUGUGGAUGAGAUUUAUGGCUACGAGGCAGCUCAUAUGGAAUAAAAAUUACAAUGUGAAGCCACGUGAGAUCAGUAAAGCACAGGAUAGGCUUACAGACUCGCUCCAGAAUGUAUAUAUGAGUCAUCCGGAGUAUCGUGAACUUCUGCGGAUGAUUAUGUCUACUGUUGGUCGUGGAGGUGAAGGUGACGUGGGCCAGCGAAUUCGGGAUGAAAUCCUGGUUAUCCAGAGAAACAAUGAGUGCAAGGGCGGAAUGAUGGAGGAAUGGCAUCAAAAGUUGCAUAAUAACACUAGUCCUGAUGAUGUUGUAAUCUGUCAGGCACUGAUUGAUCAUAUCGAAAAUGACUUUGAUGUUGGUGUUUACUGGAAAACUUUGAAAGAAAAUGGAAUAACAAAAGAACGGCUUCUGAGCUACGAUCGUGCGAUUCAUUCUGAACCAAAUUUCAGGAGAGAUCAGAAGAACGGCCUCUUGCGUGAUUUGAGAAACUACAUGAGAACUUUGAAGGCAGUUCAUUCAGGUGCAGAUCUUGAGUCUGCUAUUGCAAAUUCUAUGGGUUACCAAUCUCAGGGUCAAGGCUUCAUGGUUGGUGUGCAGAUAAAUCCUAUAUCUGGCUUGCCAUCUGGAUUUCCAGAACUGCUUCGAUUUGUACUAGAGCAUGUUGAAGAUAAGAACGUAGAAACCCUUCUUGAGGGUUUGCUAGAUGCUCGUCAGGAGCUUCGGCCACUGCUAUUUAAGCCUAAGGAUCGUCUGAAGGACCUUUUGUUCUUGGACAUAGCCCUUGAUUCCACUGUUAGGACAGCUAUUGAAAGGGGAUAUGAGGAGUUGAAUAAUGCACCACCAGAGAAAUUUAUGUCCUUCAUUGCUCUGGUUCUUGAAAAUCUUGCACUUUCAUCAGACGAUAAUGAGGAUCUCAUCUACUGCUUGAAGGGAUGGAAUCAUGCUCUAAGCAUGUACAAGAGUAACAAUGAUCACUGGGCAUUAUAUGCAAAAUCAGUCCUCGACAGAACCCGCCUCUCACUCACAAACAAGGCAGAGUGGUACCAGCGAGUUUUGCAACCAUCAGCAGAGUACCUUGGGUCACUGCUUGGAGUGGACCAAUGGGCUGUGAACAUAUUUACUGAAGAAAUCAUCCGUGCUGGAUCUGCUGCCUCUUUAUCUUCACUUCUUAAUCGACUUGAUCCAGUUCUUCGAAAGACUGCUAAUCUCGGAAGUUGGCAAGUUAUCAGCCCAGUUGAAGCCGUUGGAUAUGUUGUUGUGGUGGAUGAGUUGCUUGCUGUUCAAAAUAAAACUUUUGGGCAACCAACAAUUUUAGUUGCAAAAAGUGUGAAAGGAGAGGAAGAAAUUCCAGAUGGUACAGUUGCUGUGCUGACUCCUGACAUGCCCGAUGUCCUGUCUCAUGUAUCUGUGCGAGCAAGAAAUGGCAAGGUAUGCUUUGCCACGUGCUUUGAUCCCAGUAUCCUGGCUGAUCUCCAAGCUAGGGAAGGAAAAUUAUUGCGCCUAAAACCAACAUCUGCUGAUAUAGUGUAUAGUGAGCUGAAGGAGGGAGAGCUAGUAGAUGCAAGUUCAACUAACUUUAAGGAAGACGGUUCUUCACCACCUCUAACUUUGGUCAGAAAGGAAUUUAGCGGUAGAUAUGCCAUAUCAUCUGAGGAGUUCACCAGUGACAUGGUUGGAGCUAAAUCGCGUAAUAUCUCCUAUUUAAAAGGAAAAGUGCCAUCUUGGCUCGGCAUUCCUACAUCAGUUGCCCUACCCUUUGGAGUAUUUGAGAAGGUUCUUUCAGAUAAUGCAAAUCAGGCAGUUGCUGAGAAGUUAAAGAUUCUCAAGAGAAAGUUAGGAGAAGGAGAAUUCAGUGCACUAAGGGAGAUUCGCGGGACGGUGUUACAGAUGGCAGCACCAAACCAGUUGGUGAAAGAGCUGAAAACUAAGAUGCAAAGUUCAGGAAUGCCUUGGCCUGGUGAUGAAGGUGAACGGCGAUGGGAUCAGGCAUGGAUGGCUAUAAAAAAGGUCUGGGCUUCAAAGUGGAAUGAGAGAGCAUAUUUCAGCACGAGAAAAGUGAAAUUAGAUCACGAUUAUCUCUGCAUGGCUGUUUUGGUUCAGGAAAUCAUAAAUGCUGAUUAUGCAUUUGUAAUACACACAACUAAUCCAUCAUCAGGAGACUCAUCAGAGAUAUACGCUGAGGUUGUGAAAGGACUCGGAGAAACUCUAGUUGGAGCUUAUCCUGGUCGUGCUCUAAGUUUUAUCUGCAAGAAAAAUGAUCUGAACUCUCCUCUGGUGUUGGGUUACCCCAGCAAACCCAUUGGCCUUUUCAUAAGAAGGUCCAUUAUUUUCCGAUCGGAUUCCAAUGGUGAAGAUCUUGAAGGUUAUGCUGGUGCCGGUCUUUACGACAGCGUGCCGAUGGAUGAGGAAGAUAAAGUUGUGCUUGACUACUCAUCUGACAAGCUGAUGGUUGAUGGCAACUUCCGCCACUCGAUCCUCUCAAGCAUUGCUCAGGCAGGUAGUGCAAUUGAGGAGCUGUAUGGGUCUCCACAAGACAUUGAAGGCGUGAUAAGAGAUGGAAAAGUAUACGUUGUCCAGACAAGGCCUCAAAUGUGAUCCUGCUUCUUUUCCUUUUCUUUUUCUUU